Messenger RNA from Colletotrichum karsti, 834 nucleotides. RefSeq names its product bacilysin biosynthesis oxidoreductase bacC. Lineage: Eukaryota; Fungi; Ascomycota; Sordariomycetes; Glomerellales; Glomerellaceae. Gene Ontology annotation, molecular function: oxidoreductase activity, acting on the CH-OH group of donors, NAD or NADP as acceptor. Bases 1 to 834 code for a protein of 277 amino acids. The record is from RefSeq and is a predicted model, not a curated record. The transcript is spliced from 3 exons.
AUGUUCUUCACCACCUCCCCAGAUGCCCUCUUCAUCUCCCCCAAAACAAUCGACCCUAUCGGCUUUGGCAAAGUUGCCAUCGUGACAGGUUGCAGCUCGGGUAUCGGCCUCGCAUGCACGCAACUCCUUCUAGCACAUCAGUACAUGGUCUGCGGUCUCGACGUUCGCGCGUUCGACUACUCACUCCUCCAGGAGUCGGACCAUGGCCGUUUUCACUUUCACCGGGCCGACCUCACGGAACUGAGGGCUUGCGAAGAUGGGGUUUACGCGUCGAUUGCGUCCUUUGGAAUCGACUUGCUUGUCAACGUGGCAGGCGUCAUGGACAACUUCAGCAGCGCCGACGGGGUUUCUGACGCAGAAUGGGAUAGAGUCAUGGCGGUCAACCUGACAGUGCCCGUCAAGAUGAUGCGGGCCGUGCUACCUUUCAUGAAGGAGAAGAACACCGGCGUCAUCGUCAACGUCGCGAGCACUGCGGGUACUUCAGGAGCUGUCGCUGGUAUAGCUUACACUUGUAGCAAACACGGACUGAUUGGAGCAACGAAGAACGUAGCUUGGCGUUUUCGUAAAGAGGGUAUCAGGUGCAAUGCCAUACUCCCUGGUGCCAUCAACUCGCGAAUAGGAAAGACCAUUGCCUCGGGACAAGUGAACGAGUUUGACCUCGAGGCGUACGCGCAGGUCGAGCCGAUUCAUGCCUUGCAUGCCCAGACUUCAGAGUCUUCGCCCAAUAUCACCCCUCUGGAAGUCGCACAUGCUGUUGUCUAUCUCGCUUCAGACCAAGCGAGAACCAUAAGCGGCGUAAGUCUGCCCAUUGAUCGAGCGUGGAAUUCCGUAUGA